Molecule: messenger RNA, 2188 nt
Organism: Chara braunii
Lineage: Eukaryota; Viridiplantae; Streptophyta; Charophyceae; Charales; Characeae
Source: the annotation of a GenBank genome assembly
GCUUGCUUGAGUGCGGUUGUGUGGCUCUGCGUCUGUCUGUGCGUGUGCGUGUGCGUGUGCGUGUGGGUGUACGUGUGCGUGUGGGUGUGCGUGUGCGUGUGCGUGUGGGUGUACGUGUGCGUGUGCGUGUGCGUGUGGGUGUACGUGUGCGUGUGCGUGGGUGCGUGUGGGUGGGUUCUGUGCUUCACACACACACACACACACAGACACACACAGAGAGAGAGAGAGAGAGAGAGAGAGAGAGAGAGAGAGAGAGAGAGAGAGAGAGAGAGAGAGAGAGGUCUACGCGGGAACACAUGAACAGUGUGCUGCUCUAGAUUGAUGUUGGAAGCCCCCAAGAUUCGAACCUUCGUUUUUUCGUCGAGGGAGCGGUGAACAGCUCCGCGCGAAAGUGGAAGGUGCUGCCUCGGGUUGAUCUCCCCGCGUCUGCAAUUCAUGCGUGCUUGAAAUGUUAUUGCGGGAUCUGAUCUUGACUGGGUAUGGAUGACAUAGCCGCCGCCCAUGCUCGACAUUUGCUAUAUUGCAAAGGAACGCUUCAGAGUCUUGAGCAUGAUUGCGCAGCACUCCUGUUGCACAAGGUAGAGAAAGAUCGCUCCAUCAGAAUCGCAGGUUGGUAGACAUCUAUUUUGCUUUGUAGGGGGUUAGGUUGUCGGAUCGGUAGGAAUCGGAGAGAACGAGGGUGGGUCGGUGAGAAGGUUGCUGGGGUCUCUGCAGGGAGAGGGUUCUGAGUCGGUGUGUGGCAAGAAAGGGGGAAAGGAAUGGCGCUUGCAAGCUCGCAACCAUGGGUGGAGAAGUACAGGCCGAAGAGUGUGUCAGAGGUAGCAUACCAAGAGGAGGUUGUGAGGACGUUGAAGAACACGCUAGAGACGGGAAAUCUGCCUCACUUGUUAUUCUAUGGUCCCCCAGGGACAGGGAAGACAUCGACCGCUCUUGCUAUCGCUCGUCAACUGUUUGGCCCAGAGCUUAUAAAGUCGCGGGUGUUGGAACUGAAUGCCAGUGAUGACCGUGGGAUCAACGUCGUUAGGACCAAGAUCAAGGACUUUGCAGCUAUUGCUGUGGGAGCUGGUGUGCCAGGCUACCCUUGUCCUCCCUUCAAGCUUCUCAUCCUGGAUGAAGCUGAUUCGAUGACUGAAGAUGCGCAGAACGCUCUCAGACGCACAAUGGAAACCUACACCAAGGUUACGAGGUUCUGUUUCAUCUGCAACUACAUAAGCCGAAUCAUAGAGCCGUUGGCAUCACGGUGUGCCAAGUUUCGGUUCAAGCCACUGGUCAGUGAUAUCAUGGUGAAGCGGAUCUCGUAUAUCUGUGACCAAGAAGGUUUGACACUCCAACCGGAGGCAAUGGACACCCUGUGUCGCAUAGCAGAUGGAGACAUGAGGCGGGCAAUCACCUCCCUACAAAGCGCAAGUCGACGAUACGGACAUUGUCUGAUGAAAAAGGACAUUCUCAAUGUGUCUGGAGUCGUGCCUGACGAAGUGGUGGCUGACCUCCUGACCACCUGCAAGAGCGGUGUAUUUGACCGAGCACAAGCGGCCGUGACCAAUGUCGCUGCAGAAGGGUACCCAGUGUCACAAAUCUUGGCACAAAUGCAGGACCGUGCUGUUGUUGCUCAAGAUAUGACGGACGAGCAGAAGGCAAGGAUUUGUUUGCGCAUUGCGGAGGCUGAUAAAUGCUUGAUUGAUGGCGCUGACGAGUUCCUGCAGCUUCUGGAUGUUGCGAGUUGUACAAUGCGAGCAUUGUGUAACAUGCCCCAAGAGUGUACAUAUGGGUAGCAGUUGGGCUUGCUUGCUAUUAAAGGGGGGCCCAAUCUCGGUAUGCGAUUAGUUACUGCGCGGAUAGUCUAGUCUAGGGUGUAGCUUCCAAGGCAGGGAGUUACCCUGUGUACUUCCUUUUUCAUGUGUUCCCCUGUCUUUUUUUGGGGGGUGCGUUUAUUUUGUUUAGUUAUGCAAGGCACUCCUUGUUCUUGCUGUCUCACUUUGGCCAUAUUGUGGCUUUGGACAGCCCCUUGAGAGCACUGUGAGAGUCUGUGAGAGAGUUGUGAUGGAAGGGAUGGAAUCUUUAGUGCAGGUUUUCCACUUGUGUUCUAGUGUGUAAUGUCCGGUCUCCCACACUGAAAUACAAAGGAGUGGUAUCGUCAGUACAUACCAGGUUUUUCCACUUGUAUUUUACAGUGUAAUGCCUACCAAGU